CCUCAGCCUGCCGAGCGGUCUCCGAAAAUUUCCCAGCGGCCUCCCAUUGGAGAGCUGAGAAACAAUCGUGGGCUAGACUCAGACAGACCAAGGACCCAACAACACAAGCAGAAGAGCUGGAAAGGCAACGGAAUUUUGAUAAUUGGAGAUACCAUCCCGUGAGCAAACGAAAUGCCGUCAACACACAAGAAAGACAAACCGUGGGACACGGACGACAUCGACAAAUGGAAGAUCGAACCGUUCACCAAGGAGGAGUCUUCGGGGCCGUUCCUGGAGGAAUCAUCCUUCAUGACACUGUUCCCCAAGUACCGUGAGCGCUACCUCAAGGACUCAUGGCCUCUGGUUACCAAAGCGCUCGAGAAGCAUGGCAUCAGUGCGACGCUAGACCUCGUUGAGGGUUCCAUGACAGUCAAGACGACGAGAAAGACAUUCGACCCGGCCGCGAUCCUCAAUGCCCGAGACCUGAUUAAGCUUUUGGCGCGGUCAGUACCUGCGCCCCAGGCCAUCAAGAUCCUAGAGGACGGCAUGGCGUGCGACAUCAUCAAGAUCCGGAGCAUGGUGCGAAAUAAAGAACGCUUUGUCAAGAGACGGCAACGGAUACUGGGCCAGAACGGAACCACACUGAAGGCGUUGGAGCUCCUAACCCAGACCUAUAUUUUGGUGCACGGUAACACAGUUUCAGUAAUGGGGCCGUACAAGGGCCUGAAGGAGGUUAGGAGGGUAGUUGAAGACACGAUGAACAAUAUCCACCCGAUUUACUUGAUUAAGGAGCUUAUGAUCAAACGGGAGCUCGCCAAAGACCCAGCCCUGGCGCAUGAGGAUUGGAGUCGGUACCUGCCCAAUUUCAAGAAACGAACGUUGUCCAAGAGACGGACGCCGUUCAAGGUCACGGACAAGAGCAAGAAGCCGUACACACCCUUCCCGCCGGCACCCGAGAAGAGCAAGGUGGACAUGCAGAUCGAGAGCGGCGAGUAUUUCCUCAGCAAGGAAGCGAAGCAGCGAUCGACCGAGGCAGAGCGGGCGGAGAAGGCCAAGCAGAAGAAGGAGGAAAAGAAGCGCGAGAGGGAGCGAGAGUUUGUGCCGCCGGAGGAGAGUACGGGCAAGUCCAAGUCCAAGAAGAGGAAGACGACGCACGACUGAGGCAAUCUUCGUGGAGCAAAGCGACCUUGCAUCCUUGCCAAUCCGCGAUUUAUGAU
Chaetomium strumarium is the source of this 1196-nucleotide messenger RNA. RefSeq lists its product as uncharacterized. The record is from RefSeq and is a predicted model, not a curated record. Gene Ontology annotation, cellular component: small-subunit processome; nucleolus. Gene Ontology annotation, molecular function: RNA binding. Bases 172 to 1140 code for a protein of 322 amino acids. The transcript has 4 exons. NCBI's taxonomy places the organism in Eukaryota, Fungi, Ascomycota, Sordariomycetes, Sordariales, Chaetomiaceae.